Bubalus bubalis (water buffalo) is the source of this 1831-nucleotide messenger RNA. RefSeq lists its product as uncharacterized. The record is from RefSeq and is a predicted model, not a curated record. Lineage: Eukaryota; Metazoa; Chordata; Mammalia; Artiodactyla; Bovidae. Bases 1 to 1584 code for a protein of 527 amino acids. The transcript is spliced from 4 exons.
AUGGCCCCCAGCUGUCCAUCCCUGACAGCUCCUGGCCCUCCUCGGGCACAAGCUGGGGGUCUCCUCGGCCCGGAGUCGGGCCUGCGCGUCGCCAGCUCCUCCAGGAACCCAACUACUGCAGGCCGCGCCCCCCACUCCCAUCCCACCGAGGCCCCCUUCCGGCGUCGCCUAGAGCGAGCUCAGUCUCUAGCUCCCCCGACCAGGGACUUACGGGGACGGUGGGACAGACGCCACGCUCAAGUCCCCUCCCGCAGCCGGGCUGCCCGGGCCCGCGCGCGCACAACAGGCGGCACCCAGGAAUUCGGGACUCAAGAGCUGGCCCCGCCGCCCGGGCACAGCAACGGGGCAGGCUGCCCGAGUCUCUGCGCCUUCCUCGCUGCCCGGCUCGGCUGCCCCGAGGCCCCGUCCUCCCUUCCUGGCGUGGGCGAGCUCCGACUCGCCGAGAAGCGACCUUCCUUCCAGUCCGGUGCCCGACGCCCAGAGCUGAGAGAGCGAGGAGAAGGAGAAGAAAGACGCGAAGAAGGGGACACCGCCUGGGCUGGGGCUCGCGACUUCCAGAAGCCCUCCCGAGGUCCCGUCCAGCCGCCGCCGCCGCCCGGGAGUCCCCGGGUACCCGGCUCCUGCUCUUACCUCGGAGAAGGUCCGCAGCGCCGGGCGUCGGACUAUUCCCAGCUCUCCUUGCCUUCCUGUCGGCGCCGCGCCUGCCCCACUCUCUCAGCCCCUUGCCCUGGGCAGCCAGACGAGCGCUCCGCGUCCGCCCCGCCCACGCCUCCCGCCCCGCCCCCUGAGGCUCCGCCUCCAGCCCGCCCCGAGGUGGCGGGGGCAGUGGCAAAGCCGCUGCAGCAGAGCGUGGAGCUCGCGACCGCACGUGGAGCGCCUGCAGGCCCCGCCCCGGGCCCAACCAAGAGUCCCGCGGAGGGGUGCCGCGAGUCAGAGGCGGGAGAAAGCCGAGCUCGCCACGCCUCCGGGGUCCCUGGGGAGGGAGGCGAGCCGCAGAUGGAUGCUAUGUUAGGACCUCAGCCAUCUAGGCUCUUCCCAGCAAAACGGAGACGGAGGCGCGAGGGGACACUGUCAGCUCCCCCCAGUUCUUGCCUAAUGGCCCCCUCUGACACCCGGCCUUCGCUCCCCUGUAUCUCUGCCUCCCGAGCUCAGUCGGGCUGGCCGGGGGCGGCAGUUUGGCCUGAGCUUCGUUUUGGUAAUUCGGAACAACGCAGGGGAGGCCACUGGGCGAGGAGGCGGUCCCAGCGGAGGCGAUUUAGCGAUUCCUUGCUCCCUCCAGUCCUCCUGUCCCGCACCCACCUGCCCAUCAACCACUUGGGACGCCGGUGUUUCGCCGGUUUUAUAUUGGAUGGAGGAGGCCCCGCCGAGGAAGUCAAGCCUUCCCCGCUAACUGUCUCUCCAGGUCUUCAGGGAAGGAGUAGGUUACACCUUUCCAGCCAGCCUGCGCCACUUGGACCAGCUUCUGGGGAUUGGAGACGAGAGAGAAGAACCAGCCUCCAGCUGGCUCCCAGGCCCGUAAGCCACAGAACUACCCGCUCCCCGCGUCGGGGCUUCUACCCUCCUAGGUCUUCUGUUGCCUGCUAAUCCGGUGAGCCCUCGCCAGGGGCGGCAGUAACGCCCACUGGGCCCCUCACUAAGGGAGUGAUGAGGUGCCUCUGGAAGUGACAAGGAGACAAGGAAACAGGACCUGACAAAGGACACUACCCCAAAUCAGAUUUAUGCUAACAUAAGCCAGCUUUAAAAUUGCCCUGCUCUUUUGAUCCAAAAAUAAAGUUACCUGUUGAAGGUAUGCCUCUGUGCCUUGUUUACAUGGCAUAAGAAAUUCCGUUUU